Coturnix japonica (Japanese quail) is the source of this 6600-nucleotide messenger RNA. RefSeq names its product microtubule crosslinking factor 2 (gene MTCL2). Lineage: Eukaryota; Metazoa; Chordata; Aves; Galliformes; Phasianidae. The record is from RefSeq and is a predicted model, not a curated record. Gene Ontology annotation, biological process: regulation of autophagy; insulin receptor signaling pathway.
GCCGCGGGGCGGAGCCGGCGGCCGGGGCGCUGCGACCGGGACCCGGACCGGGACCGGGACCGGGGCAGGGGGGCGGCCUGACGGACAGCAGCUCCGAGGUGUCGGACUGCAGCGCCUCGGAGGAGGCGAAGCUGAUGUCGCUGGAGCUCAGCGGCAGCGACAGCGAGUCCCCGGGGAGAGCCCCGCCGCCGCCGCCCUCGGCCGGGGAGGCCUCGCCGCUGCCCGAGGAGCCUUCGGCCGCAUCCAUGGCCAGCAGCCGCCUGCAGCUCAGCACCUCGCUCGCCUUCUCCGACCUCACCGAGGAACUGCUGGACGCCGGCACCGACGGGCUGCUCCGCGAGCUGGAGGACCUGCGCUCCGAGAACGACUAUCUGAAGGAUGAGAUUGAGGAGCUGCGCGCUGAGAUGCUGGAGAUGAGAGAUGUCUACAUGGAGGAGGACGUCUACCAGCUGCAGGAGCUGCGGCAGCAGCUGGACCAGGCCAGCAAGACGUGCCGCAUCCUGCAGUACCGCCUGCGCAAGGCCGAGCGGCGCAGCCUGCGUGUGGCACAGACUGGCCAGGUGGAUGGAGAGCUCAUCCACAGCCUGGAGCAGGAUGUCAAGGUGGCCAAGGAUGUCUCCGUGCGGCUCCACAAUGAGCUGGAGGUGGUGGAAAAGAAAAGGAUCAGGCUGGAGGAGGAGAACGAGGACCUGCGCCAGCGACUGAUUGAGACGGAGCUGGCCAAGCAAGUGGUACAGAAUGAGAUGGACAAGCUCCGAGAGAAUUCCCUGAAGAAAAGAGGGUCUCGCUCCAUUGGGAAGACCGAGAAGAAGCCGUCGGUGCAGGAGGACAGUGCAGAUCUAAAGUGCCAGCUGCACUUUGCCAAGGAGGAGUCAGCCCUGAUGUGCAAGAAGCUGACCAAGCUGGCCAAGGAGAACGAUGGCAUGAAGGAGGAGCUUCUGAAGUACAGAUCCCUCUAUGGGGACCUCGACAGCUCCCUGUCUGUGGAGGAGCUUGCUGACUCACCCCACUCACGCGAGGCUGAGCUCAAGGUCCACCUCAAGCUGGUGGAAGAAGAAGCCAACAUCCUCAGCCGCAGGAUUGUGGAGCUGGAGGUGGAGAACCGCGGCCUGCGGGCUGAGAUGGACGACAUGAAGGGCCAAGGGGACAGGGAGCUGCCAGGGCAGGAUCUGCGGUUCCUGGCUUGCACCUCAACCUGCGGGGAUGGAGGGGACACGGUGGCAGAGCUGCGGCGGCACCUGCAGUUUGUGGAGGAGGAGGCCGACCUGCUGCGCCGCUCAUUGCUGGAGCUGGAGGACCAGAACAAGCUCCUGCUGAACGAGCUCAACAAAUACAAGUCGGACCACGAGCUGGAUGUGACGCUGUCGGAGGACAGCUGCUCGGUGGUCAGCGAGCCAUCGCAGGAGGAGCUGGCCACGGCGAAGGUGCAGAUCAGCGAGCUGAGCGGCAAGGUGAAGAAGCUGCAGUACGAGAACAGGGUCCUGAUGUCCAAUGUGCAGCGCUGUGACCUGGCCUCCUGUCAGACCACCCGGCCCAUGCUGGAGACUGAUGCUGAGGCCGGUGACUCAGCGCAGUGUGUGCCCACUGCUGGCUGGAGGGACGAGCGUGGCAGUGAGGCUGAGGUGCAGGACAGGGUGCUGGAUGGCGGUUCAAGCAGCAAGCUGCUUAAGGCCAAGGACUUGGAGACCUUGCUGGGCAUCCGGGACCAAGCAGCUCUCGUCAGCAAAGCCAUUGACAUCUUGAUUUCAGAUGCCAAUGGCUUCACCUCCAGCUUGAAGGUGUGCCUGGACAACGAGUGCGUGGGGGGGCUGCUUGCUGAGGCCCUGGAUAACAGCAGCGAGAGCCCCAGCGACGCCAAGCUGAUGAAUGUGCUCCUCAUGAGGCUGGGUGUGCUGCAGCAGGACCUGGGCUGCUUCAUGCGGAAGGUGGACCUCCUCUCCAGCGGCCUCAAAGAGCACUCCGGCUCCUUCCACUUCUCCAGCAGCCACGAGGCCACCAAAGAGGGGCUGCAGAAGGAGCAUGGCUCUGACUUGCAGCAGCCUGAUUUUAGGGACGCCGACCCUUAUCGCAUCACCCACACCAAGGACACAGACCCCACACAUUCCCGGAGCUACAAAACCUGCCGACCUGACGAGAACGACUCCUAUGCCACCGAGAUGAAGGAGCUGCAGCUGGUGCUGUCAGAAGCCAAUGAGAGCCUGAGGGGGCUGCAGGAGCAGCUCUCGCAGGAGAGGCAGUUGCGGAAGGACGAGGUGGACAACUUCUCACAGAAGAUCUGCCAGCUGAAGGAGGACCACCAGAAAGCCCUGCUGCGGCGUGAGUUUGAACUGCAGAGCCUCAACCUGCAGAGGAGGCUGGAGCAGAAGUUCUGGAGCCAGGAGAAGAACCUGCUGGUGCAGGAGUCGCAGCAGUUCAGGCAGAGCUUCCUUCUGCUCUUCAUGAAGCUCAAGUGGUUCCUCAAGUGCUGGCGCCAGGGCAAGACGGUGCACAGCGAGGGCGAUGACUUCCUGGAGGUGAACAGCAUGAAGGAGCUGUACAUGCUACUGGAAGAGGAGGAGCUCACCCCGCAGCAGCAGGCAGAUAACAGGACCUGUUCUGGGGAUGCCUGGACUCCCAACACGCCCAACGAGUGCAUUAAGACGCUGGCGGACAUGAAGGUCACCCUGAAGGAGCUGUGCACGGAGCUGAGGGAGGAGCGGCGUGGUGCAGGCGAGCUGCAGCAGCAGUUCACCAAGGCCAAAGCUGCCUGGGAGAUGGAGCGUGCUGAGCUCAAGUGCCACAUUGCCCAGCUGGAGGCAAAAGCAGGCAAAGGCAUCACGGAGCGGACACUACCAGACUGGAAGGUAGCAUUGAAGAGGGAGCGCGAAGAGCAUCAGCAUCUCCUGGCUGAAUCCUACAGUGCCGUCAUGGACCUGACCAAGCAGCUGCAGAUCAGUGAAAAGAACUGGAAACAGGAGAAGGUGGAGCUGCUGGCCCGCUUCAAGGAAGAGCAGCAGCAGGCAGAGCAGCAAGCGAAGGACCUGCAGAACAAACUCAACCAGUUGCAGAAAGGAGCCAACCCGUGGGCUCUGAAGCACUCCGAAAUGGAGAAGCAUGGCAGCAACUGGAAAGAGGCUCUGAAUGAAAAAAUCACAGACAAAGAGACAAUCUCUGAAGAAGACGCCAAGGGAACCAACUUAAAAAGGACCAAGUCCGUUUCCUCCAUGUCAGAGUUUGAAAGCUUGCUCGACUGUUCUCCCUACCUCUCUGGAAAGACUGUGCCUGGGCUGGGUGACCAUUCCCGAGGCAAAAAGUCAUCUGCAGCCUCCCAGCUGCUGCCCAACGGGAUCCGGGACAGCACCGGCCUUCCUCCCCCAAACUGUACCUAUGUGAAUAUCGAGCAACCCGUCUCCGACAGCCUGGCCAAGGAGAAGCUGGGCAUCUCCUCCUGGGACUAUUCACGGGCCAGCAGCCUCUCAGGGCAUGACCCAGCCCAGAAGCAGAUGCAGAGGAGCUAUACAGCACCUGACAAGACAGGGAUCCGCAUCUACUACAGCCCACCUGUGGUGCGGCGCCUGGAGGCAGCUGUGGUGCACAACAAGGAGGGGAAGAUCAUGAUUGAGCCUGGCUUCUUGUUCACCAUGGCCAAGCCCAAGGAGCCUGAAGAGUCAGCCAGGGCAGAGAGCACGUACAGCCAGUGGUUGUGCAACUUCUCCAAGCAGCAGCGAGAGCUGCUUGAUAGCAGCACAGGGGAGAGCACGGUGCCACCAGUGCCCCGCUUCCCCCCCUCACUGCACGACCUGGAGAUCUCUGGCAAUAUGAGUGAUGACAUGAAGGAGAUCACCAACUGCGUGCGACAGGCCAUCCGCUCCAGCUCUCUGGAGAGGAAAGUGAAGAGCACCUCGAGCCAGACCGUGGGGCUGGCCCACGUGGGGACACAGACCACACAGACAGUGAGCGUGGGCCUGCAGACAGACCUGCCACGUGGCAGCCUGCACGGCAAGAGCUGGUCCCCGCGCAGCUCCUCGCUCGUCUCGGUGCGUGGCAAACAGAUCUCCACCUCCCUGGACAAGGUGCACGCCAGGAUCGAGCGGCCCUGCUGUUCACCCAAGUACGGCUCACCAAAGCUGCAGCGGAGAUCUUCCUCCAAGCUGGAUGCCUCCAAGGACAGGAGCCUUUGGAACCUGCACCAGGGCAAGCAGAAUGGCUCCGCCUGGGCCCGCUCCACCACCACCCGUGACAGCCCCGUCCUCAGCAACAUUAACGAUGGCCUGUCCAGCCUCUUCAGUGUGGUGGAGCACGCGGGCAGCACCGAGUCCAUCUGGAAGCCGGGCUGCCCUGAGGGCAGCAGGGCCAAGGCUGAGGCUCCCAAGUACGGCCUGGUGCAGGAGUUCUUCAGGAAUGUUUGUGGGCGGGCGCAGAGCCCCACAGCCCCCCCAGAGAAGAAGGAUGCUGGUGGAGGGGAGGAGGGCUCCAAGAAGACCGAGCAUUCCAGCCUGACUUCCUACCACCCCACCGAGAGCACCUCCCGCAUCCUGAGCAAAAAAGUCCUCAAGCAAAGCAGCUGCGAGGACCCCAAGCUGAUAUCCCCUGGCCAAGGGAGCAAAGAGGCAUUCCCCCGGGACCCUGACUUCAUCUCAGCCAUGGCCAACGAGGACAUGGCAUGCGACUGCAGCUCACAGUCCCUCACCUCCUGCUUUGCCCGGCCAUCCCGCUCCGCCGCCCGCCACUCGCCCUCCAAGUGCAGGCUGCACCCCAUAGACAUCCCCAGGGCGGAGGAGAAGCCCGGGCCGCUGAGUGAGUGAGGACUGAGAUGGGGCACGCAGCCUGGCCUGCUUCCCACUCUCCUUCCCCAAGAAAGCCCACGGGGCCCCUCUUGGGGAUGCAUCUGUCUCCUGACCAUCCCCUCUCUUGUGGGGGUGCUUAGGAAGCAGAUGGUGAAGGGCGCCGGGCGGCGGAGGCUGCCGGCAGCAGUGGGGCAUCCCACCAGGGUGGCCGUGGCACGGGCAGGAUGGGAAGCACCGGGGUCCCUGCCAUGGUCCUAUGAGUGGGACAGCUGCUAUGUGAGGCGGUGGCUGUGAUGCUGCUGGUCCGGGGAGGGGUGAAGCACAGCAGGGGUUGGAUUUGACAGAUGGAUCCGCCCCAUGGCCAAUGCUGGGUGCAUCCCUGCCAGCUCUGCUUGCAGCGUGGUUGCAUCAGCCUUGUGAAGGAGGAAGGCGGGGGGGUCCCUGGGCUGGGCGGUGUGCGGAGGCGUUCCCAUCCGGCUCCUGGGACGGGUGCUGGAUGCACGUGUGUGGGACCCCCCCCCCACUGCAGCCUCAGCCCCGCUGAGCCCCCACCUCCCUGCCUGGGGCCACUUGUAGUUAUUUGUUCUUCCAAGUGCUGAAUUUCCAUAUUCCUCGCUCUGUUUUUGUUUUUUAAUUCCUCCAUCUGCUUUUGGCUCUACCCAAUUCCGAACAGCCUGCAAUGUAAAACCAAGUGCAAUUUAAACCAAACGUACCGAAAUGAGCUAAAUUGGAGAUGUACCAAUUGGAUUAAGAGAUUGUGGGCUGGGAGGCUGCAUUGUGGUUCCGCAGCUUCCACUGCCCAGAGGUUGGGUCAUCACCAUGGGGAAAAGCCUUAUCCAGGGAGGGGGGAGAGCAGCAUCCUGGCAGUGUUGGUGCCGGGCAAGAAGGGAGAUUUCCGAGGUGGCUGCUUGACCUAUUUUUGAGCUGCGUGUCAGAGGCUGGGCAGGGAUUUGCACAGAUGGAACUGCCUGCAGGUGCCUCUGCCUACUGGAGCUGCAGGCAUUGCUUGGAGGGGCUCUGGGCAUUGCUCCAGAGCCUCUGUGCAUUGUUCUGAGCCUGUGUAUGUUGCCCCAUGGGCCCUGUGCAUGGCCCCAAGAGUGCCGUGCAUUGAGGCUCUGUACGAUGCUCCAGGGGUUCUGUGCAUGGUCCCGAGGGCUCUGCACAUGGCUCCAGGGCUGUGUGCAAUGCCCUGGGGCACUGUGCAUUGCUUUAGGGGCCAUGUACACUGUUUUGGGGGCUCUGUACACAGCUCCAGAGACCUCUGCAUUGCUCAGGGGCUGUGUACGGUGCUCUGGGGGCUCUGCACAUUACCCUUGGGGCUCUCUACCCCGCUCCAGAGCCUGUGGGCGUUGUUCUCGUGUUGUGUACAUCGCCGCAGGGGCUCUGUGCGCUGCUGUCAUCUCGCAGCCACGCUCAGAAACUGCUCCUUGUGCCGCAGCUGCUGCCCCCUCCCGUCCAGCCGCACACUGCCCGCAGCAGGACGGCUGCAUCACUGCCACGUCGCAGCCUCCGUCAGCAUCUCCGCGAUGGCUGCUCACUGCCUGUGUCUCCGGACACACCAGCAUGAGCCAGGGCCAGGCGGCCCAGCACUGAUGGCCUUUCACUCCGAGGGCACCUGGCCGGCCCCACGAGGUCCUUGUCACCCAGCCGUGGGGCAGGCAUUGCCCCCAGCACCAGCAGCCAAGGCCAGGCAGCAUCCCUGCCUGCCACCCUCACGUCCCCGGCACUGCCGCCGGCAUUCUCCUGCUGUACAUAGAUCCUUUCGGGGUGGUUUUUAGCAUUUUCCUUGAAAACUAGGCUUUGUUUUGGUUUUUUAAAGACUCUACUUUUGGAA